AUGGAUUUUCUCUUUCAACGCCUCUCGGAAGGAUCGUCAUCUUCUUCAUUAAUUUGUGGUCAUAGUUCAUCAACUCAUGGCUAUAGAUAUGACAUAUUUUUAAGUUUUAGAGGUCUUGACACUCGUCAUAGUUUCACCGAUUACCUUUAUGAGGCACUUAUAGAGGCCAAUAUCACUGCCUUCUUGGAUGAUGAAGAGAUUGAAACAGGGGAAGAUCUGAAACCGGAAUUGGAGAAUGCAAUCAAGGCAUCUCGGGCUUCUAUUAUAGUGUUGUCUAAGAAUUACGCCUCUUCAACAUGGUGUCUCGAUGAAUUGGUGCUGAUCCUUGAACAACGUAUGACAUCCAAUCACAUCGUCAUCCCAAUCUUCUAUCACGUGGAGCCCACCCAUGUCAGGAAGCAACAAAGUAGCUACGGGGAUGCAAUGGCUAAGCAUAAACAGAAAAUGGAUGAAGAGACAGAUGCAAAUAAAAGAAGUCAGUGGGCUCAAAAGAUGGAGCGUUGGCAUAGAAUACUUACACAAGUUUCUCACUUAAAGGGGAAAAAUGUAAAUGGAAGGCUAGAGAAGGAGUUUAUUAAAGAAAUUGUGAAUGACAUUCACGGUAGAAUCGAUGUACCCUUAAGGAUUGCUCAACCCCUACUUAUUGGGAUGGAGUCUUCAAUUAAGUUCAUCAAUUCAUGGUUGAAAGAUGGAUCCUCACAUACGGCUGACAUACUCACUAUUUCGGGUAUGGGUGGAAUCGGGAAAACAUCAUUAGCCAAAUAUGUCUACGGGUUACAUUGUCGUGAAUUUGACACGAGCAGCUAUAUUGAAGAUAUUGGCAGGAGGUGUGAUGGAAAGUAUAAUGGGCUACUUGAUAUACAAAAACAACUGUGCCAUGACAUUUCAAAGACAAGUUCAAUUCAAGUUUAUGAUGUUUCUAAAUACACCACAAUGAUAGAGAACACAUUAGCCCGUAAAAGGGUCUUUCUAGUAGUUGAUGAUAUUGAUAGUUCUGAUCAGUUGGAUGCAUUACUUGGAAGCAAAGGUUUUCAUCCUGGAAGCAAAGUUAUAAUAACAACAAAGGACUCAUGGUUGACAGAGAGUUGUGCACUUUUCAAAACAAACAUUAAACCUAAGCAUGCAAUGCAUUUCCUUGAAGGCUUACAUGUGAUUGAAUCACUACAACUUUUGUGUCUCCAUGCAUUUAUGUGCAACCAGCCCAAGGCAGGUUAUGAAGAGGUGUCUUAUAAGCUUGUGAAGUAUUGUCAAGGACAUCCAUUGGCUCUCAAAGUUUUAGGCAAGUCUCUACAUAAUCGAGAUGUAGCUUACUGGGAAGGAUGCAUAGAAGGGCUAAAAAAAGAAAUCAGUUCCCCUAUAAAUAAUGUCUUGAAAAUGAGUUUUGAUUCUUUGCCAUCCAACAAUGAUAAAGACUUAUUUAAGCAUAUUUCUUGUUUUUUUGUUGGAGUCGAUAAAGAUCUCACCGAAACAAUAUUAAGGGCAUGUGGUAUAAACACAAGAUGUGGGAUUACGAAUCUCAUUGAUAGAUUUCUUCUUAGUAUCGGAAAGAAUAACGAAUUGGAGAUGCAUCAGUUGCUUCAACAGAUGGGAAGAUGGGAAGUACAUCAAGAAUCACCUGAUAACCCAUGGAAGCGAAGUCGAUUAUGGUGUCAUGAGGAGUCGUUCAAAGUGUUGAAACAAAAAAAAGGUAAGGGAAAUCUUGUAGGCCUUGCCCUUGAUAUGCGGAUGCUUGAGAAACAGAAUUUGUGUGCAACAUUUCAAACAGAGGCGUUGAGUAACAUGGAUAAUUUGAUGCUACUACAACUCAAUUAUGUGCAAAUGAAUGGGUCUUAUGAGAACUUUCCAGAAGAAAUAAGAUGGUUAUGUAUGCAUGGGUUUCAUUUAAAUUCUAUACCUUUAGACUUACCUAUGGAAAAUCUUGUUGCUCUUGACAUGUCAUAUAGCAAUAUUGAAUCAUUUUUCAAUUGUUAUAGUAAUCCACAACGACAUGAGAAGAGGCAAAAUUUGGAUGCAUCGUGUUUAAAAGACAAAAGGUUGCUUGGAUCAUUGAAGAUUCUUAAUUUAAGUUUUUGUAAACAACUUCGUAUGCUUGGUGGAUUUGACGAACUCCCCGCACUUGAGAGGUUAAUAGUUAGAAAUUGCAUUGUUUUGCUUGAGGUUUGUGAUUCGAUUAAACAAUGUGUUGAACUUGUCCUUAUUGAUAUGAGCAACUGCAACAAGCUUGAAAAAUUUCCAAGAAACAUAAGCAUGUUAAAGAAGGUUAAAACAAUGCUUCUAGAUGGAUGUAAUCUUGGUGAAUCUCGUGUUGAGAAUAGGGAUACGGAUUUACGGGAAAUGUGCAAGGCUAACAACAUUGGCAUAAACACAAGAGCCUCUUCCUCCGCCUUUCCAGGUGGUAUACCAUGUGAUUUGAAGGCCUUUGCAAUUUCUUUACCAAGAUCGUUAGUAAGUUUGUCACUUGCAAAUAAUAAUUUGUCCACUGAAUCUUUUCCCAUGGACUUCAGUUGCCUAUCCAUGUUAAAGGAAUUAUUUUUAAAUGGGAAUCCUAUCAUUUCCCUCCCCACUUGUGUGAGAACCCUUCCUAGGCUUGAGAUACUUAGUAUGGAAGGUUGUAAAAAAUUGAAGUCAAUCGAGCAUCCUCCACCUACACUAAGAAAGUUGGUUCUUUAUCCUCAUCGUAAUCAUUCUAUAGAAAAAAUUGUAUUUGAUCCAGAAAUGUCACCACUUCGGGUACUCUUUCACUUGAGAGGUUUCGAACGUGGGUCUUAUGAAAUUGAAGGCAUGGUGAAAAUCCAACCAAUAGUGGGUGUUGAUAAAAAGGUACUACGUAGAUUGGGUUGGACUAAAUUAGACUUCCUUAACGAAAGGCACUUGGGAACUAAUUCUUUGGAUUCUGAAAUGCAGAUGUUUUAUCAAUUUGGAAUAUUCAGCACAAUGUAUGAGGUGGACGAGAUGCCAAUUUGGUUUAGGCACAGAAAUGCAGGGCGAUCAAUAACAUUUACCAUCCCAUCAUCAUCUCCAAACAACCUGCUUACAGGACUCAACUUCUGCUCUGUGCACACGCCUAUUCCAAAUGAUCCUUUUCUUGGGUUUCAAUAUUUUGUUGAGACAUCUCGAUUUCACGAUUGUCAGUUCCCUCGUUCGCCAAUGAUAAAAAUUAGUAAUGUAACAAAGAAACGCAUGUGGAGUUACGAACGUUACCCAGACAGACCUUUUGGAGGCCCAAAGUGUUGCAUGUUGUUAAGUCAUUGGAUGUUUGGGAUGAAUGAGAUGGAGGCUGGUGAUCAGGUUACUAUUACUGUUACAGAUUCGAGGAAUAAUGAACGUGUAAAGGAGUGUGGGGUGAGUUUUGUGUAUGAUGAUGGAGAGAACAAUGAAGAAGAAGCAGAAGAAGAAGAAGAAGAAGAUGUGUUGGGUUAUUACAAGUCAUGGAAUCACAUAAUUGGCGGAGAUCUCUCCCCUUUUAAAAACCCUUUUCAAACGACAGGAGAAUACGUCCUACGGCAUAGGCGAUUUUUUCAACCUGGCAGAAUUGGUGAAGAACUAUGGUUUAGAGCAUUCUCUCAAAGGAAGCCUGAUAUAAUUGGUGACGCACGUAAGGUGAGCACAAACGUCAAAAAGUCAAAGAACGUUAACAGGAAAAGUCAAAGAGCCAAAAAUGCAAAAUUACUUGAAGAUAGGAACCAAAUGGUAAAAUAUUUUCGUCUAAGGGCUAAAAGUGUAAAAGUAUUGAAGUUUCACAUGUCGGGGACCAAAAGCGUCAAAUCUGCCAAAGUUGGACCACACAUUUUGAAGUUUUUGAACCGGACACUUUGAAUCAUCGGGAUGGAAACUUUGAUCUUGCCUGCCGAGCGCUUACCAAGAAAGAAUUACCAGCCCACAUGUGCUUAUUACGUGAUCAUUACAAUGCCUCUUUUUGGUAAUUCUCACCCAAUGUAUUUUUUCUAAAUGCAAAUUGUACAAGCCUUAUUUGCACAAGCUUUCUAAGAUUUAAACAACAAUACCUUCUUUGUGAC
Lactuca saligna is the source of this 4016-nucleotide messenger RNA. NCBI's taxonomy places the organism in Eukaryota, Viridiplantae, Streptophyta, Magnoliopsida, Asterales, Asteraceae. The record is from the annotation of a GenBank genome assembly.